This is a messenger RNA of Miscanthus lutarioriparius, 414 nucleotides long. The record is from the annotation of a GenBank genome assembly. Lineage: Eukaryota; Viridiplantae; Streptophyta; Magnoliopsida; Poales; Poaceae.
AUGCAGAAAUUCUUGAAAAAAGAACAAGCAGGUUCACACCUUCUUUAUGCUCAUGAUGACCGUAACAGUAAUUGGAAUACAUACCUUGCAGAAGAUGCUAGAGAAAUCGCUUUGCACACACACAAGCUUGGCCUUGGUGUUACACCUGAAAUAGCCACAAAGUGUUGCUUGUACCUCUUGUCAUUGAAGAACCAAGUAAAGAAGAUGAUUGAAUACAACUGGGCAACCCAUGCUUAUAGCUACUGGGUUUGUGAUGGGAUCAUAGGAGGAGGACAGGACAACCAAACAUGGGAGGUUGCUCAUGCUCUGCAGCAGCAUAUAAGACUAGAAGACUACUCAUCCAAUACAGAGCUUAUGGGGCCUGUGAACAGAUUGGAUCUUUCCUCCAAACAAUGGAUUUCUAUUACUGAAUGA